Molecule: messenger RNA, 1579 nt
Organism: Cherax quadricarinatus
Lineage: Eukaryota; Metazoa; Arthropoda; Malacostraca; Decapoda; Parastacidae
Product: transcription factor E4F1
Biological process (GO): regulation of transcription by RNA polymerase II
Molecular function (GO): DNA-binding transcription factor activity; RNA polymerase II cis-regulatory region sequence-specific DNA binding
Source: RefSeq, a predicted model, not a curated record
GGUAAAAGGCAGUGUUGGUGACACAGGUGUGGAAGGUUGAUUGCAGGUCGUCUCGGCUCUUUUUGACCCAAGAGGAGAGAUCAUAAAAGGAAAACUGAAUCUGAGCGAAUACGGCCCAGGUGGCCGUCCUGAGAAGUGGAUUUAGUUUUCUCAAGGAAUUUGGAAAUCGGCCGAAUCUUCAUAAGAAAUUACCGAAGGUGUAAUACAAGUGGUAUCACACCACACGUAAUGUACGCCUCAGAGUAUUAAUUCUCCCUACAGGACUAAGAAUGACGAAUGGAACAUCAGACAGUAGGAGAGUAUGAAGGAUGAAAAUACCGACAUUCAGUUUAAAAGAUAUGUAGCCCCGCGGCCCGGUCCAUCACCAGCCUGAUCAACCAGGCUGUUACUCCUGGCCGCGCACAAACCGACGUACGAGCCACAGCCCGGCAGGCAUACCUUACUAAAACAUAGGGUCGCAUCAUAACACCAUCUGCGACUCCACAGUGUCUCACUCCCUACGAGCCACGUGGGGCGGGGAAGGUGGCAGACCAGUUACCUUGGUUUUCCCUACGAGCCUCAUGUUCAGGGGGAUUAUACCUAGGAUUAGAGACAUCGUGUCCCUGAAGUUGAAACGGGACAGCUCUUCACAAGAAAAGAUAUUAUGAAUGUCACGAUACUUCUCCAAUGGGGAGCCGAGGCCAGGUCACCUCUUGGAAAAGACCUGAGCAGCAAAAUGCUGCGAAUCUCUACCAGCCAAUUAACCAAAUCUAAGAAACUACAGAUGCCUAGGAACAGUUUUCAAGGAGUACCAGAUUUAGAAGCUUAUGCAUGUAAAGUUUUGCUAGCCUGUCUAUGAUUUGUUUGCCCGCAGUCAAAAUGGAAGAGGCACAAACUGUAGUUAUUCAAGUAAACAAUGCAGAUUGGGAUCAACAAACAAUGCCAAAUUUUGAGCACCUUCAAGUAACUAAUUUGGCUACAAUAGAGUGUGGUGCUGUACAAGAGGUAUCUAACAUCGGUGAAGUUGUUACUGAAGAAUCGACUCCAGCUGAGCCCCAUCAGGAACUAGUGAAAUUGGAUUUUAAAAAACUAGAGACUACAGAGAGUACAGAAAAUGAAGCAUCAUUUAUGCAGUAUGAGUGUCCUUAUUGUUAUUUGAAAUGUAAAACUAAAUUUUCUUUUAAUUCUCAUCUUAGACUUCACACUGUAGAAAAGUCAUUCAUUUGUGAAAUAUGUGGAGACUGCUUUAAGACCAAGGCAGCAACAGACAGGCAUAUACGACUACAUUAUCAUAAGAAAGAAUAUUUCUGUGGAAUGUGUGGCUCUGAGUUUGCUACUAAAUUUUCAUGUACUAAACACAUGAAGAGCUCUCACAGAGUCCCAUCCAAUGACAUAAAUAUUUUUAGGUUGAAAGAGGAAGUGUUAGAUGGAGGGGAAAAUGUUCUCCUUAUCAAAGUAUUUAGGAAUGGAGAGACAUAUAAAAGGAGGUUCAGAUUCAUUAAAGAGAUUUAAGUGAAAUAAUGAUUCAAACAAAAUAAUUUGUUUUUUUGUUGUAUGUUAAGCUAUAAGGUAAUUUGAAGGAAAAUAUCUUGUAAUGAAA